Messenger RNA from Brienomyrus brachyistius, 7367 nucleotides. It is a transcript of the gene myo3a, whose product is annotated as myosin IIIA. Gene Ontology annotation, molecular function: ATP binding; protein kinase activity; protein binding. The record is from RefSeq and is a predicted model, not a curated record. NCBI's taxonomy places the organism in Eukaryota, Metazoa, Chordata, Actinopteri, Osteoglossiformes, Mormyridae. Gene Ontology annotation, biological process: protein phosphorylation. The coding region runs from base 244 to 5295 and encodes 1683 amino acids. Gene Ontology annotation, cellular component: myosin complex. The transcript is spliced from 35 exons.
AUGAUGUUUGACAGGGCUGUAUUUUAGUCAAUGUUAGCCAAGUUUGGUGGGAAUGAACGGAGGCUAUCAGGGAUAAGACCCAUGGCGCAACCUCAGCUAAUUCCCUUAAUCAGAGUAUAGCUACUGCUGAUUAGCUUAGCUUCCAAAGCCAUCAAGGGGAUUGCUGCCAAGAUUAGCAACAAGGCUCCUCCUGGAGCUGUUUACAAUCUUGCCAGCACCACUGUGACCCCUCUGCACACCUUUAUGGACGACCGCGUGAAAAAUGUCCAGAGGCCAUUUGAAAAAACAAUGAGGUCCCUCGUGAAGAUGUUCCCCAAGUCAGGAAAGUCCAUCGUCUUCGACCACUUUCCCGACCCCUCUGACACCUGGGAGAUCAUCGAGACCAUCGGGAAGGGGACCUAUGGGAAAGUGUACAAAGUGCUCAGCAAGGCCGACGGGAGCAAGGCCGCCGUCAAAAUACUCGAUCCGAUCCAUGACAUAGAUGAGGAGAUAGAGGCUGAGUACAACAUCCUCAAGGGCCUGUCGGACCACCCCAACGUCGUCAAGUUCUUUGGGAUGUUCUUCAAGAAGGACGUGAAGGAUGGGGACCAGCUUUGGCUGGUAUUGGAGCUCUGCAAUGGCGGUUCCGUCACAGACCUUGCGAAAGGCUUGCUGAAGAGGGGUGACAGAAUGGACGAGGCUGUAAUUGCCUACAUCUUGCAUGAAGCUCUCAUGGGACUCCAGCACCUGCAUGUCAACAAGACAAUCCAUCGUGAUGUGAAGGGGAACAACAUCCUAGUGACGACUCAGGGGGGCAUCAAGUUGGUGGACUUCGGCGUUUCUGCCCAGCUGACGAACACCCGCCUUCGCCGGAACACGUCGGUGGGGACCCCCUUCUGGAUGGCCCCGGAGGUGAUCGCGUGCGAGCAGCAGCUGGACUCCACCUAUGACUGCCGCUGUGACGUCUGGUCGCUGGGCAUCACCGCCAUCGAGCUCGGAGAUGGGGACCCUCCAUUGGCCGACCUCCACCCAAUGAGAGCCCUCUUCAAAAUCCCCAGAAAUCCUCCGCCAACCCUGCGCCAGCCAGAGUUGUGGUCUGAAGAUUUCAACGACUUCAUCCGUGGAUGCCUGAUAAAGGACUUUGAGGUUCGCCCACAUGUCCUUGACCUCCUCCAGCAUGUCUUCAUCAAGCAGACUGACGGCAAGAAGAGGCUUCUCCAGACGCAGCUGAUGGAGCUCAUUGAUCUCAACCAGCAGAUGGGCGUGAUCGAGAAGACCAGGCAUGAGCGAAUCCACACGAAGAAAGGGAGCCACAUGAAGUCCUCAAGCCCCGUCCCAGACGACGUCGAUGACCUCGCUGUCCUGGAAGUGCUAGAUGAAAACACAGUAACGGAUCAGCUGCAGAAACGCUACGGCAAAGGCCAGAUUUAUACCUAUGUGGGCGACAUCCUUAUCGCCGUCAACCCUUUCCGCGAGAUGGACCUGUACUCCAGCGAGUUCCAGAGGAAUUACAUCGGGGCAAAGCGAACGGCGAACCCUCCCCACAUCUUCGCUGCCGCUGACAUCGCCUACCAGUCCAUGGUGUCCUACAACGCUGACCAGUGCAUUGUCAUAAGCGGAGAGAGUGGGGCUGGCAAGACGGAGAGCGCCCACCUGCUGGUCCAGCAGCUCACGGUGCUGGGAAAGGCAAACAACCGGACUCUUCAGGAAAAAAUUCUGCUGGUCAAUAACUUGGUGGAAGCUUUCGGGAAUGCCCGCACGGUCAUAAACGACAACUCGAGCAGGUUUGGGAAGUACCUGGAAAUGAGGUUCACCAACGGCGGCACCGUAGUCGGCGCCCAGAUCUCCGAGUACCUCCUGGAGAAGUCCAGGGUCAUCCACCAGGCCGUAGGUGAAAAGAACUUCCAUAUCUUCUACUACAUCUAUGCCGGUUUGGCUGAGAGGAGGAAACUGGGCCACUACAAGCUGUCGGACAGCAAGACGCCAAAGUACCUGCAGAACGAGCAGAUCAAGGUGGUGCCCGACAUCGUCAGCAGCACGUACUAUGGCGAGCAGUUUGAGGCGGUGGAGCAGUGCUUUAAAGUAAUUGGCUUUUCCCUCGAGGAGCUGGGGAGCGUUUACAGCAUCCUGGCUGCCAUCCUCAAUGCCGGCGACAUCGAGUUCACGUCAGUCGCCACGGAGCACCAGACAGACAAGAGCAACAUCGCGAACAUGGGCGUGCUGGAGAGUGUGGCUUCCCUGCUGUUCAUCCGGCCCGACGAACUGCAGGAGGCACUGACGUCCUACUGCGUGGUGACACGCGGCGAGACCAUUGUGCGGCCCAACACAGCGGAGAAGGCAGGCGAGGUGCGGGACGCCAUGGGCAAGGCACUCUACGGCCGCCUCUUCAGCUGGAUCGUCAACCGCAUCAACUCCUUGCUGAAACCUGAUGGCCAACUCAGUGAGGAGGAGAAAGGCUUGAACAUUGGGAUCCUCGACAUAUUCGGGUUUGAGAACUUCAAGAGGAACUCGUUUGAGCAGCUGUGCAUCAACAUUGCUAAUGAGCAGAUCCAGUUUUACUUCAACCAGCACAUCUUUGCCUGGGAGCAGGAUGAGUACCUGAACGAGGACGUGGACGCGCGUGUGAUAGAGUACGAGGACAACCGACCACUUCUGGACAUGUUCCUGCAGAAGCCCAUGGGCCUGCUCUCGCUGCUGGAUGAGGAGAGCCGAUUCCCCCAGGCAACAGACCAGACACUCGUGGAGAAGUUCGAAGACAACUUGAAGUCUAAAAACUUUUGGAGGCCAAAAAGAGUAGACUUGGCUUUUGGCAUCCAUCAUUAUGCAGGAAAGGUCAUUUAUAACGCAGAUGGAUUUCUGGCGAAGAACAGAGAUGCGCUUCCGGCCGACAUCGUUCUUCUGCUCCGUUCCUCUGAAAACGAACUGAUCCGCAAACUGGUCACGCACCCUCUCACCAGAAUAGGCAACCUGGCUCACACCAAGGGCAAAACAACAGGGGCCAGUCACACCGGCCCCUCCCAGCGCACCCUCAACUUGUCCAAGGCGGACACAGGUGAGACUUCACAUCAUCCCAGAGAGACGACCAACAUGAGAACGCAGACAGUAGCAUCUUAUUUCAGAUACUCUCUCAUGGACCUGCUUUCCAAAAUGGUAGCUGGGCAGCCCCAUUUUGUCCGCUGUAUCAAACCGAACAACGAUCGUCACGCCAACAAGUUUGAUCGGGAGAAGGUCCUGGUCCAGCUUCGCUACACGGGCGUCCUGGAGACAGCGAAAAUCCGCAGGCAGGGCUACUCCCAUCGCAUACUCUUUGCUAACUUCAUCAAAAGGUACUCACUGCUGGCCUUCAAAGCAAAUGAAGAGCCCACCUUGACUCCAGAAACGUGUGCAGCCAUUCUGGAGAAAAUGAAACUGGAGAAUUGGGUCCUCGGGAAAACAAAAGUGUUCCUGAAGUACUACCAUGUGGAGCAGCUGAACCUGGCUGUGCGGGUGGUGACGGACCGGGUGGUCCUCCUGCAGGCGUGCGUGAAGGGCUGGCUGGGAGCCCGGAGGUACCGGAAGAUUCUGGAGAAGAGGGAACAGAGCGCUGUGGUCCUACAGUCUGCUUACAGGGGAUACAAAGUCCGGAAAGAAGUCACCGGUGGUAAGGAUACAGUUAAAGUGGAGGCCUUCAUCAUCAAGUUCCAGGCAGUUUGCAGAGGGUACCUCGCCAGGAGCCUGUUCAAGGAGCUAAUCGAUGAGAAAAAUAAAGCUGCAGCCAAGAUUCAAGCCCAUUACAGGGGCCACAAAGAAAGGAAAAGCUUUAAGAGGAAGAAGGAGGCCAUGCAGAAAGACAACCAAGGCAACUCCGAUACGGGAGAAGGUGCCCCAACGGAGACGGACAUCUCAGAGGAGACCAGCCAACUGAAUGGAAAAAGCAAGGGAGAAGAAGAUGACCAGGAGGACUCAAUAGGAGUGUCAGACAUGGAGCCCAUGGAUGGCGCUAAGGAACCCCCCCACAGUGGAAAGGGUACAGAAGAGGAAGCUGACCUUGAGCAGGAGACCAAGGCUGCCACCGUCAUCCAGAGCAACUUCCGAGGACACAAGGAGCGGGAGAAGCUCAAGGAGGAGGGGAAGAUCCCUCAGAGGGGAAAAGGGGAUAUGGCAUCUCAGCAGGACAGGCCCCCUUCUCCAGGGCCCACUGAGUCCCCAUCAGAGAAGGUCCUGGAAAAUGAUGACGAAGAAGAGGAGACUAAAGCCGCCGUCGUCAUCCAGAGCAACUUUCGCGGUCACAAGGAACGCAAGAGGCUGCAAGAGGAGGGGAAGAUACCCAAUAAGAAGGAGGUGGUCAAGCAGGAGCACCAGGCAAGGGAUCAGGCCCUGGAGCCAGAGCCGCAGCCAGAGCCGGGACCAGAACCAGAGCCGGAACUGGAACCGGAAGAUGAGCUGGAACAGGAACCAGAGCCAGAACCGGAACUGAAGCCAGGGUCACCCAGUGAGGACGCUGAUAUAGAUGAGGAGAAAGCUGCUACAGUGCUCCAGAGCAACUUCAGGGGCCAUAAGGAGAGGAAAAGGUUGAAGGAGGAGAGUGAGGUAAAAAAACAACCUGAAAAAGCUGUGGAAGAGAUCCCUGAGGAUACCGACGUUCCACUCGAUAGUACAGAGCUACUUCAGGAUGACUCAAUGGACGAGGAGAAAGCUGCAGUGAAAAUCCAGAGCAACUUCCGAGGCUAUAAAGACCGGAAGAACUUAAAGAUGACAGCGCAGAAAGAGGUGGAGGAGCUGGAGCACUUUUCUAAGCAAGUAACCGAAGCAUCUGAAAGCUACAUGGCUCUUCAGAGGAAACUGAAUGAAAUCAUUCUGGCCCACCAGGUAAACCCAACUAGCAACGGUAUGUUUAUGAAAGGGAACCAGCUCAACAGUUACGCAACAAGUCAACACCAAGCAGCUGAGCAGAAGCAGACAAGGGCGCCGCGCAGGACACAGCAGCCGAAGACCCUAAACACGCCAGAGGACUCCACAUACUAUAACCUUAUCCACAGAUCAGUCCAGGAUGAUAAACGGCGUCCAAGGAAGCAAAGCAAAGGGAAGCUCCUGGACAUGGAUGAUCCUUACUACAAGGAGCUGUCUACCAGCAAGUCCUCGCCCUCCAUCUCCAGCGAGAAGACGUCCACCGACGAGAAGCCCACCCCGAGGCCUGCCUCAGAGCCAGACACACCCAAAGAAAAAAGGCAAUCCUCACCCAGAAUGCCAUCCACGGACAGCCAGGCUGAUGACAACCCCUACGACUACAGGAAGCUCCUCAGGAAGACCUCUCAAAGACAAAGGCUCGUAAAAUAACGCUAGUGCUGAUCUAGGAUCAGUGUUUGAUGCGCCGGGUGGAGUUCAUUCAUCUGAAGUGUCUCAUAAACACGUCCAUGAGCUGUUUCGGCCUCCCGGGCUCUGUUGAGCACUUGAUGUGAAUUGGUAGUGGCUUCACUGACCUCGUUAGCAUUGUCACCGGCCUUGUUGGCAUUGGUGCCCAAGGCAGGUGCUGACAUCGCAACACCAGGCCCCACCACUGGGAGGUCACACAGCUGGAGUCAACUCACUACCUCCCGUCCAGAUCUGGAGGAUGUUCACAUGAGGGACGUGACUAGAUGUCCAGCUGAAGGUUCUUGGUUUGGAAUCUUCUGAAGCUGCUAUGAUAAACACAGUGGGUGGGACUUUGAUGACACUUAACUAGGAAAACUACUGGUUGAAAGCCUUUGAAGGCAGAUAUGUAAACCAGCUGGAUCUAAAGAGAUUGAGUGUUAAACUUCCCGGGGCACCAUGUAAUUGCUUAAAAUGAUGAUGUCAUGAAGUCUGGGUGACUUUGCAUGAGCCAAAGUAAGCAGUCAGGACGAAACCUCAUGAGAUCACUAUACACAGGGAUCAAAAGACCUGGACUGCAAUCACAAAUUAAACUUUGUAGAAAUGUUACACUUAUGGCUGUUCUUGCCUGCUAUAAAGAGAUUGUUUUGUAUUUUACUCUGGUAUGUGUUACUUCUUUGUGAUCAUACAGUAUGUAUGCAUAUACUUUUUGCUAUAUGUAGGCCUGUUUUUGCUGUGUAAUUGCAUGUGCUGUUUCUUUAUAUCAGAAAAAAAGAGGCAGAAUAUAUGUUUACAUCCCAAUUAGUAAGUAAUAUUUUUAUGACAUAAAGAGGCAACAGAAGACGCAGAAAAUAUAUUUUUGUGAGCGUAUGUCACAGAGUUAAACUAACGGCUGGGUUGUUGAGAACGCAUUGUCCUGCAUUGGAUGUAUAUAAAUGCUGAAACGCGAAGUGUGUUCAAUUAUAACAAAGCUGUUAUAAUUAGACGCAAAUUUUCAUGUAUCACAGGUUUAACGCAUUUUUCAACACAGUUACGUAGCUUAUUUUGCUUCAGUAGCGUUUACUAUGUCGUAUACACUGCCGUAAUAUUUGUUACAUCCUUUGUGCCAUGUUUCGUUUUAAUGACUCGUAAUCAAACCUUUAAACGGGGAUUAAAUCAGUAUAGCUGGAGAGGCAGAGAACUGCAUUUUGCUGUGGUUUAUAUUUGUCUCCAUUUGUCACCGGUCCCCAUGCGUCCUAAACUAUUUAGUGAUUAAAAACAGCGAUUUUUCAACCCUUUGGUCGCGAUCAAAAUCUGAGUCGCGGCAAGUUCUGAAAGUGUCGCGAGACAAAUGGAAAUGUAAGCAUAUUAAAACCAGCAAGUUCCUUCUGAGCUCAGUUGUAUAAUUAACCUAGGCUAUACAAACGGGUCUUGGGUCUGCAAAUGCUUAGGGAAAAACUAGUGGACGCUCAACCAAUCCACGAAGCCAAACCACAGAUCCCUAAUUUAAAAUUCACUGGCACAUCCAAUCAGAUUUGUGCGAUAGGCAUCGAUUGGCGUAUAUUGCAGAGCACGCAGUAUGUUUGAUCAUAGCGUUAAUUUAAACCUAGCUAUACUUGACAUAGGGUCGCGACUGAGCGGGCAUGGUAAAAAUUAGGUAGCAGAGCAAAAAAGUUUGAAAACCACUCAUCUAAACGGCCUGUAGCUGUCUGGACAGCGCCCAGUUUCUCCUUUCAGUGGUAUAAAUAUCAGAGAUUCAAUUUAUGAAAAAAAAUCACUGAAAAGUUUUGCUCUUGAGAAAUGUGUGGGAUAUUGUGGAUUCAUAAUUUAAAAGUGUUUGGAUUUUUCCCUGUAAAUAUUCAUGAGCUGUGGUCGCAAUGAUUUUGUGGUCAGACAUUAACAUGUUAAUCCAGUUUCACAUCAAAUUAGUUUAAUCUGGUCAUAAAAUAUAUGUAAAAGAUUCAUUACAGUUAAUGUUUUUGCAGUUAUUUAGACAUUUCUUUGAAUAUGUUUGUGUUCUGAUUGAUCUUCGUGCCUUAACUUUUGAAAGUUUUAUUUAAGUUGUGAAGAAAAAUAAUAGG